ACGCUAAUCGCCAACAGUCGAACCUCGUCAUUACUGCAAAUUUGAUGGCAACGGUGGAAUCCAAGAGAACAUGGACGAUUUAACCUCCACUUCGUGGAUAAUCUGCAGCAGUAUUCAUACAACUGCAUUUUGAGAUGGACAAAAGCGAUUCUCGCGCCAAUCGGGCUUACGGUAUGUUUCAACCUGUUGUCUGGUCGAUUUCUACCAACCACGGCGGUAAUACGAAGCAGUGUUGGCCGUUGCUUUGAACAUUAACUUUAGCUUCUCGGGCGAACUACUGAACAGCAAAGGCCCAAUGGAGCAGGAGACCAUCGCACAACAUCAACAGCUAACGACACCAGCAGAAACUUUAGUGUGUGAUUUAACGAAGUGUAUUGGAAAAGAAACAGCAAACGAAGCUGCAAUACCUCAACCUGCUGAAAGCGAGGUUUCGUCGUCGAGAUACUCGACAGCUUCAUCUAAACAGCCUUCGAUGACUGAUGUGUUUGAUAACAUCCGUUGCCCGAACACAUUCGACGAUAACUCGCAGAUCGACAAAUAUUUCGAUUCGCAUAACUCCACACCUUCCCCGAAACUUCGUCGCUCGAAAAGGAUUGCUAAAAAAGAGAGCGGAGUUGAGGCCUUACAAUUGACAAAGGCACAAGCCAAAUCUGAUCUACAAAACAAGGAUUCGACAACAUUAAAAACUCCGUUAAAAGAAAAAGAUACAGUAAAUGAUGUCGGUGGAAAAAAAAAGGCCCCAAAGCCAUUGGGUGAUUUACUAUUAAAGCGGACAUCUACUCCUGGUCCUGUGCGCGAUCGGUCGCUUUUAAAGAUGGCACUGGGAAAUGCCGCGCGCAAACUUGACACUGCUAGUACAGGUAAACAACGGCCGUCAGCACUGGGCCUUAGACGUAGAGUCGGCCCUCGUACUUCAACACCCAAACAGUCAACACGAAUUAUCCAGACCAGUAAAGCGAAUCUUAUCAAGAAAGGCCAAGACAAAACCCCACUCGUUAUCGCCGAAGAAGCAGGGGUUUCACCAAAGAAACCGAACAUCAGAACGACGAAAACUGCACGGCCAACUGUUAUUCAUACUACGUCUAUCAGGCCUCAAGGGGAUCGAGAACAAGUUAAAAAAACCAUUGUUGUUUUAAAACCAAAUGCACUCAUUCCUCGCAGAAGUGUGGGACUACAAAAUGCCGGCCCGGCGGCCACAGUUAGAUCGAGGAGAACGCAGCCAGCGACAAACGUCAACAAUAAAGUGACUACUGUUGCAACAUCAAAGCCUCCGAUUUCUCGAAACGACCCGCCGAAAGCGAUGACGCAGAGCAUCUCUCAGAGAAUGGCACCACGAAAAAGUCAAGAACCUCGAAAAAGUCUCAAGUCUAUCGUCAGAAGCCGUGAAAGCACGUCCAGCAGAACGAAGGCAAGUGCGGUUCGUGGCGUGGCUAAAACGGUUGCAUCGUUACGGGGAAAGACUUCAUUGAAAAAGGAAAACAUCGAGCUCAUUCCACACAGGCCUGCCCGAUCUGAGUCCAUCGCAUGCAAGCCUGCCCGAGUUACACGGAACUACAAACAUGUCCUGAGCAAAGUUGCUCAGAUGAUUAACAGCGGGCCGGCGGCGCCAUCCGCCCCAAAAUUAAAGGAUCUGAAAAGCGCGGUUCAAACAACGGCAAGUGCAAAGCCGCCCCGAAAGCCGCUCCACGACAAACCGUUCCUACCGGCCGGCAAAGUUCAUCAUGAGACCACAUUUAACGUCACUAGCGGCAAUCUCACGAUUGCCGGACAGACUAUGGCGCAAUUCGUCAAAAAUUUUCACUACCAAACGCCGCCUAGAUAUCGAACAUUGAAACCAGGGGAGAACUUCACAACAACUUGCGACAACCGCAAUCCGAUCGGAGCCAACCCCACCAUUCCGAAGGCGCCGAAAUUUGCAACCAAUGCCCGUUUAAGGAAGACGAUAGUGAAGAAAUGAGAGUAGCAGCUACUAAAGUUAAUCGCCUCCAAAUUGAGGUCCCUUCGAGGAAACAUUUCGCUUUUGGUUGCACGACCCCAUGCAAGCCAACAUCGCUCCACCCCCCCUGACUGCAAAUAGUGCAGUUACCGGAAUAUAUGCUGUUGUAUAUAUACUGUACAGUUAGUACUACUGACUUCUUUGUAUGUUGAACGAUAUCAAGUGAACGUGAGGAGUGAUUUCGAACUGCUUUGUAUAUUGAAAGGUAAACGGAUCCAGCAAUAAUUCAAAUAUACGAAUAAGUGGAAGACGACAGAUGCAAUGAUUUAGUUGGGACCAUUUUCCAAUUGACGAACCCGUGAAGUUCCCUGCUUUGUUAUUGGCUAUAAGACGACUUUUACUUACGUUGUGUUAUAGAUUAAUGGAUAUCUAUGCAAAACAGAAACCGUUGUUUAAAGGCAGUUCGAGUUUUGCUCGUAUUGUGUGGUCUUCUUCGGCGGUUACUAAAUAUACUGGCGAAGAAUAGAAUGUAAAGUUCAUUGUACACAUGAGCUUAAAACGUAAUUGUAGUAUCGUCUUCGCGAGCAGUUAUGAACAUGGGAAUGCCAAUGUGACUAAACAUAUAAUGAUUUUAGAAAAAGGAGGGUAAUCUUCCAUGGCAUCAGAGCUAGCUGAAAUGAACGUGUUAUCUGGUGUGCCUCUAAACGUAUUGGUAUCAACCGACGAAACAGAAAUAAAACAAAUAUAUCGUAUAUACUGAAGUCAUAUAAUAGUUCAUUCUACUUUGAUUGUUUAUGGUUUGUUUUAAUAGAAAACAUUUGUAGAAACAAUGUCGUUAGAAAACCUAUUGGAACACUAGCGCGCCGAAUACCGAUUGAAAACGGUAUGGUUUUAUUCGAU
Varroa destructor (honeybee mite) is the source of this 2836-nucleotide messenger RNA. RefSeq lists its product as uncharacterized. The record is from RefSeq and is a predicted model, not a curated record. Lineage: Eukaryota; Metazoa; Arthropoda; Arachnida; Mesostigmata; Varroidae.